Molecule: messenger RNA, 2617 nt
Organism: Schistosoma turkestanicum
Lineage: Eukaryota; Metazoa; Platyhelminthes; Trematoda; Strigeidida; Schistosomatidae
Source: the annotation of a GenBank genome assembly
AAUGGCUUUUUCUCUACAAAAGUACACGAUUUCCAGCUUAUUUCUAUGCUUCAAAUAUAGAAAUAGGAUUAUGUUUACUCAUGACUAUUAAUGGCUUGAUGUACUUGAUAAAUAAUAUUGGAAUUACUUUUCUAAAUGUCAGGUUCGAAAGUUAUUAUCAUAGAGAGACCGGAAAAGUCAAACAAUCUUAGUCAUGACGAGAAGAUUAGCAACACAUGUGGUAUGGUAAAAGCAGAAAUCAUACUUUCUAGAUUACGCAAAGCCAAAGAAUUAUCUUCAGAUUCUCAUUUAAUCAUUGUUGAUAUGAGAGAGACGAGACUUUAUCAAUCUGGUCACAUUCUUACAGCUCGUUCAGCAAACUGUUACACAAAAACUAUGGCCAAACGAGCUAUACAGUCAUGGGAUAUUUGGUAUACAGAAACACAUGGAUGUCCUGCACCUUACACAGAAUCCCCAGCGUCAUUUAUUUCACAAUUAUCACUGAUCAAACCUGCCAUUAUAGUUUACGAUCAACGCAGUGAUUUCCUGUCUACUUCAACACUUAAGGAUAAAAAAGUUAGAGCUGAAUUGCAUUUUAUUUCUGCUCUACUAACUAGAGGAAAUCGAGUGUAUAUGAUUGAUGGUGGUUUUGAAGCAUUUCGAAGUGUUCAAGGUUCCAAUGACUUCAUUGAUCGGAAUAUACCACUUGUUAUUAAUUAUAUAAAUACAGAUGAUAGUUCUUGUUCUGAAACUGCAUCACCUUCAUUAAGUGAUAAUUCUGAAAGUUCAUCCAUUGUAUCACGUGUGUUUGAUGAAAAUGCUGUUAUUUCUCUUCAUGAUGAUAAUAAUCAUAAUCAUAAUAAUAAUAAAAAUACUAAUCAUAAUAACAAUAACAAUCCUAUCAAUAUUCACAAUAAAUCACUUCCAGAUGAUAUUUCACACUAUAAAUUAGAGAAUUUCGAAUCAAAUGAUACAGAAAAAUUAAUUUCUUCUUUAAAAAAUAAUUCAGGUGAUGAAACAUUAGUUGUACGAAUUAAACAAACACCAUUACGACUAACGGAAUCACAACAAAAUGAUGAUGUACUAAGUGCAAGUAUUUCACAAAUUCUACCAUUUCUUUAUUUAGGUAAUGCACGUGACUCGCAAGAUGUUGAUCUGAUUAGACGAUUAAAUGUAACUCAUAUCAUUAAUGUGACCGAUACAUUACCUAUGCCAUUUAGAAAAUUAAAUCGGAUACAAUAUUUGCAUAUACCUGCUUCAGAUACAACCAAACAAAAUCUACUUCCAUCUUUCGACCGAGCUGUACAAUUCAUAGAAAAAGCAAGAAAACAUAAUGGCAUUGUUUUAGUUCAUUGUUUAGCUGGUGUUUCACGAUCAGUUGCAGUUGUCAUAGCUUAUCUUCUAUACAAUAAUCGUGCAUUGAAUGUUUACAAAGCAUUGGAAUUUGUACAAGCACGUCGUUCUGUAGCUGGACCAAAUUUACAUUUUAUGGGACAACUUCAAGCUUAUUAUCAAGAUUUACAUAGUCGUAAAUCAGUUAUUUUCUCUGAUAAAUUUAAUAUAAAAUCAAAAGAUAAAUUAACUAAACGUAAUAGUGCAGAAAAUUUAACUGGCAAAUUGAAAAAAAACAAUCUACCUCGAAGUGUAAGUUUAUCAUCCAAUUGGAUUCAAUCACAAUCAUGUUCUGCUUCUUUAAUUUGUAAAGUUUGUAGUUCAAGUAAUACUGCUACACCCACAUAUAUCACUUCACCAUUAUCGAUUUAUGAUUUGGGCAAUAUUAAAAUUAAUAGUAAAAAAUCGAUCAAUUCUACAUGGUGUGUAAGUACAACCUAUGCACAUCGUAGACGUUCUCUUGUUCGUAAUUGUUCACAUGAAUCAAAAAUAACUCCAAUUGUACCGAUUAAAACACAAAAAUAAAUAUUUACUUAUUUUUUUUUUUCUUUUGAAAUUUAUUAUGUUUUCUCUACAUUUUAUUAUUAAUAAUUUUUAUUCUGAUGAAAUCUUAAAAUAUAUAGUUUCUUUCAAUGAAUUUCACCUGUAUUACUUAGAUGAGUGCAGAGAUUAUCUUGUUGAAUUAAAACUACCUACAGUUAUAAUUUGUUUAUAUUGUGAGUGUAUAUUCAAUGAGAUGUAAUAAUUUUUUUAUUUUUUGCUGUCAGCCAUGUUUAGUUUCAUGAUCAUUUUCUUUCCCUUUUUUUGUUUUGUAUCAAACUCUUUAAGCGAAAAUGUGAUUUUGUGAUUUUAAUAGAAAAAAAUAAUUAAUUUCUAAUUAUCAUCCUCUGGAUAUUUAUUGGUUGUUUUCUUUUCUUGAAAAUCUUUUUUUUUCUAAAAAAAAAGUUAUAUUGUACAAAUGUACGUGAUAAGUUCAUUUUGUUUAUUUGUGUUCAAAAUUCAAUAUUACUAUUGUUUGUUCAUUCUUUCUUUUUUUUAGCUUAACAGGUUGUACUUGUUCAGUUUUAUUCAUUUUGUAGAAAUUUUUUCUUUUUCUUUUUUAAAAAAAAACAUUUUUCAAUGUAACAUUUAACAACAAAAGUGAUAAGACUGAUGAAUAGUAUUUUGUUAUUUUCUUUGAGAUAAAAAAAACAAUGUACAUUUUUCAAACUUACAACAAUACAAUACCAUUCCUAUUAUAUAAAAA